GGAGAAUCCACAUUAGAUUGGCCACAUACCGUCUUCUUCAACCGUGUGGGAAAUUGCAGCGAGCGAUAGUUUCAUUUCAACAUUUUUGUUCGUACAAUGUGAGGAAAAUGUCGGAGCCAAGCUCUGAUUGGGUGGAGAUCCUGGAGCCGCGCUCGCGCGAGCGCAUGUACGUGAACCUGGCGACGGGCGAGUGCGGCUGGGAGCCGCCGGUCGGCAUGCCGGUGCGCCAGUCGGACGCAACCAGUGGUGGGAGCUCUUCGACGCGGCCAACAGCCGCUUCUACUACUACAACUGCACCAGCCAGCAGACGGUGUGGCACCGCCCACGGCCUGCGACGUGGUGCCCCUCGCCAGCUGCAGGCCAUGAAGCGGAGCUCCGAGAGCGAGCUCAGGGGCAUCGGGAGGCCCCAGUGGGGCAGCGGCGGCGGCGGGGGAGGCGGGGGAGGUGGGCUGGGAGGGGGUGCUGCCGCUGGGGAAGGAGAGGGCCGGAGGACGCCGCUACUGGGGUGAGUGCAGUGCCAGGGCCGCCGCCUCAGGAGCUGGACAGCAGCAUCGGCGGGAGAGAGACGCCCUCGACAGCAGGGAGAGGGGACAGUCUGGACGGAGACGAGAGGCCGUUAGGGACCCUGCUCAAAGAUGGCAGCCAGCUCCGGGGUCCAAGGCGGCCAUGUUGGUGAAGGUGAACAACACUGGCAGGAACCAGUCGCCUGGACCCUCUAGCACCUUACAGCUCCUCCACUUCGGCAGCAACAGCAGCAGCGGUAGCAGCAGCAGCGCUAGCAAGCCCCUUUACCCGGCACACAUCGACCGCACGGGACCUUUUGGAGCCAAAAUGGCCGUCCCCGGAGACCUGAAGCAGGCGUACCACCUCAAGAAGUCGGACAGCGGUAAUUUCGGCCUGAUCAUGCCCAACGCGAGUACGCCGGCUUUCCAGAACCCGCAGCGGUCGCAGGCUGGCACACCUCGACCCUCUUCGCCCCAGUACGGCGCCACCGCCGCGCCCAUCUACGACGAGCCGCCCAGGGACCCCCCGAUUUACGACGAGCCCCCGAUGGAGAUGGAGGUGGAAGGGGCGCACCUGCUGAACCGCCCGUCGCCCCUGCCCUACUCCCCCAGCCACAGCCUGCCCCGGCUGGGCCAGCCCAAGCUCCUCCAGUACCCUGCCUCCCACAUGGGGGCCAAGCACCGGAGGAGCCCGUCUGCUACGGAGUACAGCCCUGCAGGGCGGGAGUGCAUCAAGCACAUGGUGAACGUGGAUCCUGCCGCCGGCGCCAAGCCGGGCCUGAUCCUGACCCACUCCCAGGGGCUGCCCUCCGCUCCCGAAUCGGCCUCCGUGACGGGCGCGAUGCAGAGCCAAGCGCAGCUGCACCAGCAGCAGCAGCAGCCUCUGUCCCCGGCCCAGGCCCAGAAAGGGGGCUCUGUGGGAGGCGGGUGGCCUCAGCGGGAAGUGAGCCUGGAGAAGAAGCAGUCGUUGCGGCUGCUGGAGGCCGGCGUGCUGAAGAGCAUGGAGGCGCGGCACAGCCGCCAGAGCAGCCUGGCCUCGCAGCAGGAGUACCCGGGCCCCGCCGCCAUCACCUACCAGGACUCCGGCUACUCCACCGGCCCGUCGCCCAGCCUCCGCCGCAAGAACCGCCGACGACCCCCCGGGGCCGGCCUGGCGGGCACACCCACCGCCACCGCCGCCUCCGCCACCGGCACCGGUCAGUGCAGACCGGGGUCGGUGGGCAGCACCGGGGAGCUGAACGCCCUCAACGAGAAGCUGAUGGCGGAGAUGCGGGCGGUGGUGAGCCGCUCCAACACCAUCCACGGCAGCAAGGCCAGCCUGGACACGGAGAUGGGCUCGGAGACGGGCUCGGCCCCCCGCGCCCGCACCCCUCUGGGCUCGCUCCACAAGUACGCCGGGGGUGGAGGUGGCGGUGGAGGAGGGGGGGGAUCCACGCCCAGGCGCGGGGGCUCCAGGGAGGACAUGAGCGCCAGUAACCGCUCCCUGUACCGGGCGGCCGGGGGCAGUCACGCCGAGCUGCCCCUCUCGCCGCUGGCCGCGGAGGGAGGCGGGAGGCAGAAGCGCACCUACGAGAAGGUGGACUCGCUGGAGAAGAGCAUCACCUCCCAGACCAGCCUGUCCUCGCCAGAGCCACCCAGGACACCCUCACAGACAGGAACACUGGAAUCCAAGGGGCAGCUGGAGAUCUCACCACAGGGAGGUGGCAGCGGGCAUGGCGUGGGCACCGGUAGCACGCCGGCAGUCAGCGCCAACGACGGCUUCGGCCAGGACGGCAACGGCACCGGCAACGGCGGCAACAACAACAAUGACGGCAGCGGCGGUGUCGGCGGGCAGCUGGUCGGUAGUGGUGGCGGAGGUGGAGGUGGCGGCGGUGUCGGGGGCUACCAGUACCCGUACACCACCCUGUGCAAGCCCAGCCCGGACGCCAACAUGGUGGACUGGGCCAGCAAGAACCUGAACCUGCACACGCAGGGCCUGUUCCGCAGCCGCGUCUCCAUCGCCAACAUGCUCUCGUGGAACCGCGGCUCCAUCAAGAAGCCCAUGCUCAUCACCAGCGACCGCGCCGUCAAGAAGGAGGCCUGCGAGAUGUUCAAGCUGGUGCAGGCCUACAUGGGCGACCGGCCCGCGCGCAUCGACCGCAGCACGCCGCCCUGCUGGUGGUCACCAAGUGCUGGGGCACGCAGGGCCUGCGUGACGAGCUGUACGUGCAGCUGGUGCGGCAGACCACGGGCAACCUGAGCCUGCGCAGCCUGGCGUCGGGCUGGGAGCUGAUGGCCAUCAGCCUGGCCUUCUUCUCGCCCUCGCCCAAGUUCCGCCGCUACCUCGAGGGCUACAUCCAGCGCCACAUGGAGCCCAGCAACGACA
This is a messenger RNA of Sardina pilchardus (European sardine), 2868 nucleotides long. RefSeq names its product rho GTPase-activating protein 39-like. Gene Ontology annotation, cellular component: cytoplasm; cytoskeleton. NCBI's taxonomy places the organism in Eukaryota, Metazoa, Chordata, Actinopteri, Clupeiformes, Clupeidae. Gene Ontology annotation, molecular function: GTPase activator activity. The record is from RefSeq and is a predicted model, not a curated record. Bases 667 to 2742 code for a protein of 691 amino acids. The transcript is spliced from 5 exons.